UAUUGUGAGUGGUGAAAGGGAGGAUGCUUUCUGGCAUGCACUGGGACAUGUCAUUUGUGUUACAGGUGAGUUAAGUAAUGUGAGGUUAGAUCAUCCUCACCCAAGGUGAUUAAAUCCUUAGCCCAGCAAACAAGAUGUAGCAACUAAACUAAAAUUAUCAUCCUACCAGUUUUCCAGUGCCCUCUGUGAAUUUGCUAAAUUAAUAACAGCAGAUAGAAAGGUGUGGGAAACCAGCUGUUAACAGGCUGGGGGAUCUCAUUAAGGAAAGGAAUAAAGUCCUUCUGCCUGUGUUCUGGGAUUGCUCCCAGACCACCGGUGCUCUGCCAGGUACCGGCUGCCACUGGCAGAGUGCCGGCUGGUCCCACAGUCCUGUCUCCCCCUUCUUCCAGCUGUUAGAACCACGCUGCGAGUCCCUCUGCUGCUGCUCUGCCCUGUGAGGUGGUGCCCUCCUGGCUGUGGGAGGGUGGCACAUGAGGCAAGAAGGGAGGUGGCACAUGAGAAAUAUCUGUAUUUGAUCACUGGGAAGGCUGUAACAGGGUUCAAGAGCAACAGGGCUGCUUACUUAGCAGCGCUCUGGAUUUCACAACUGGCGUUUUUCUGUCUGGCUCUGUAGGCUAGCGAGGCAUCCUGUGAGAAGCUGGCCAGGCAGUGACCUGGGUGAAGUUGUAACAUACUGUGAUAAGUGGCCAGGCAAGAGUGCUGGAGUAAUUUUUCUCUGAAGGGUGUGGAGGCCACUGCUAGGGCAUAAUACUGAGCGAGGCUAGACCUGUUCUGGUCUGUCAGUCCUGUGCCACUGCAUAGGAAACGGCCACUCUCCAUAACAAAACUAGCUUUACAUUUGUUUUCCACCUUCCUGCUUUCCCACGGUCUCCUUUGAUCCUCUGGUUCCUCCUUUAUAUGCCUUUCUUUCUUAAACGCGCUUCUAUAGUUGGCUUCCGUGUUUUCUCAUGGUAACACAUUCCAUGUAUUCGCUUCUGCUUGAGGGAAACACUCCCCAUCCACCCACACAUGUAACAGUGCUCGGGGCCAAAUUCUGAUCACUUCUGUGUCAAUGUAAACCUGAGCAGUUCCACCGACUCUGGCGCUGCUGCUUUGGGGUCGCAACUAUAUACCUCUGGGCACAGCGUGGUCCUUUAGCUGGACUGAAGGGUCAGGGAGGCUCGUUUGAGCACACACCCACGUCACACAAGAGAAAUAUCUGUUCUGUAAACAGUUCUGCUCCUUGGUGAGGUAUGCUGUGGAAUAGGCUUUGCUUUCAUGGGUUUUGCAAAUUGCAGAGAAGCUUUCUGUAAUGCAGAGGAAGAGUGUAUGCUGAAUAAUGAGACAUAAUUGAUUCUUUCUCGUAUCCCAGCUCUUUACAAAUGCAUACAAUGGAGCAAGCACGAUGAUUUCUGAGCAGCACAGGAACACCGUAGCUGAAAUUCAAGCCUGGGGAAGAGGGAGGUGCGGUACUGUGUUGAGCGAACAUGCUUAGCGCUGCUCGAUCACUGACACGGCAAAGCUCCCAGCGUUUCCGUCUGGCUCUGCCUGGGCACUGCUCUGCAGAAGCUCACCCUGCUGUUACAUGAGUUGAAAAAAGCCCCAUGUACACACUGAGCCACCACUUUUCUCCAGCAGUUGUGCCUUCAGUGCUUGCCUUUGACUAUUGCUUAGCAGACGUAGUAGAGUAGUGCUGAGACUAACAGACCCCUCUGCAGUGUGUGCUGGUAGGGUGUGUAAUGCCAGACCACCAACCUAGAGUAAUUUGCUGUACUCCAACCCCCCUUCUUCUGGGGGUGGGGCGGAGUAGUAUUUUUUUUUUAGGUAUGAAAUUUACAGGAUCUCCAAUCAAAUUAAAGGUGUCCCAGGGUCAACCCGUGAAACUAAAUUGCAGCCUCGAGGGAAUGGAAGAUCCCGAGAUGUUGUGGAUCAAGGACGGAGCAGUGGUGCAAAGCGUAGACCAGGUGUACAUUCCAGUAGAUGAAGAACACUGGAUCGGCUUCCUCAGUGAUCAUUUCUACCACCCACUGUGUGACUCUCUGCUGCGAUCGCUGUGUUUCAGAACAUGUGGCUGGAUGGGCAGGACAGCUGAUGCCAUUUGAAGCUUGAAAUCCGUCGAGCGGACAGAUUCUGGGAAGUACUGGUGCCAGGUUGAGAACGGGGGGAAGAAGGAAGAAUCACAGCAAGUGUGGCUCAUAGUGGAAGGUGUGCCCUACUUUACUGUGGAACCUGAGGAUGUGUCCGUGUCCCCUAAUGCCCCAUUUCAUAUGGCCUGUGCUGCUGUUGGUCCCCCUGAACCAGUGACAAUUGUCUGGUGGAUGGGAGACUCUAGAGUGGGGCUUCCAGACAUCUCCCCCUCCAUCUUAAAUGUGUCAGGUAUUAAUCAAAGCACAGUUUUCUCCUGCGAAGCUCACAACGUAAAAGGAUUGUCUUCAUCUCGGACAGCCACUGUUCAAAUUAAAGCCAUGCCUCUCCCGCCUCUCAAUGUAACUGUAAGCCAAGUCACCAGCAGCAAUGCCAGCGUGGUCUGGGUGCCAGGAUUUGAUGGCCGCGCACCCCUCCAUUCUUGCACUCUUCAGGUAGCUGAGUCACCAGGCGGCCAGGAGGUCUCCACUGAAGUCAGCCCGGUGCCACCCUUUGCCUAUGGUAUGCAAGGCCUGAAGCAUUCCACCAACUACAGCGUUCGUGUGCAGUGCAGCAAUGAGAUGGGCAGCUCCCCUUUCACCGACAGGGUUUAUUUCCAGACCUUGGAGCUUGCUCCAAGCAGCACGCCACAAAAUAUCCAUGUUAUCCAAAGAGAUCCUGGUCUGAUUUUGGAGUGGGAAGGUGUGGCUCCAGAUGUGCUGAAAGAAAAUGUCCUGGGAUACAGGCUGGAGUGGAUUCAGGAUAAUGUAACUCAGGGGGAGAUGAUCGUACAGGAUACAAAAGCUAAUCUCACAGCGUGGAAUCCUCUCAAAGACCUGAUCAUCAGGGUGUGUGUGCUGAACUCUGCAGGGUGCGGGCCCUGGAGUGACCUCUUCCUGCUUGAGGCCCAAGAGGUCAUGGGUGGCCAGAGACAACCUCCUUAUGGGACGUCCUGGGUUCCUGUGGCAUUAGGCAUUCUCACAGCUCUGGUCACGGCUGUUGCCCUGGCUCUUAUUCUCCUUCGAAAAAGAAGAAAGGAAACUCGGUUUGGCCAUGCCUUUGGCAGUGUGGUUGGCAGAGGGGAUCCAGCAGUCCAUUUCAGAGCUGCCAGGUCUUUCAACAGGGAGGGCCCUGAGCUCAUUGAAGCAACAUUGGAGAGUGUAGGGAUCAGUGACGAGCUGAAGACAAAACUCAAAGAUGUCCUAAUACAGGAACAGCAGUUCACCUUGGGAAGAAUGUUGGGCAAGGGGGAGUUUGGGUCAGUUCGAGAGGCAUUACUGAAGCUAGAUGAUGGCUCUUUCCAGAAAGUGGCAGUGAAGAUGCUGAAAGCGGAUAUCUUUACCUCAACUGACAUUGAGGAGUUCCUGCGAGAGGCUGCAUGUAUGAAGGAGUUUGACCACCCACAUGUCACUAAACUGAUUGGAGUCAGUCUACGGAGCCGUCCCAAGGGCCGUCUCCCAAUUCCCAUGGUGAUCCUGCCCUUCAUGAAGCAUGGAGACCUUCAUGCUUUUCUGCUGAUGUCACGAAUUGGGGAAAACCCUUUUAAUUUGCCUGUUCAGACACUCCUCAAGUUCAUGAUUGACAUUGCCAGUGGGAUGGAGUACUUGAGCUCAAAAAAUUUCAUACACAGGGACCUUGCAGCUCGGAACUGCAUGUUGGAUGAGAACAUGAACGUGAGUGUUGCAGACUUUGGGCUUUCUAAGAAAAUCUACAGUGGAGACUACUACCGUCAGGGCUGUGCCUCCAAGCUGCCAGUGAAGUGGCUUGCUCUGGAAAGUCUGGCGGAUAAUCUGUACACAACACACAGUGAUGUGUGGGCGUUUGGAGUGACCAUGUGGGAGAUUGUGACCCGAGGGCAAACCCCUUAUGCUGGUAUUGAGAAUGCAGAAAUCUACAACUACCUCAUCAGCGGGAACAGGCUGAAGCAGCCGCCAGAGUGCCUGGAAGAUGUCUAUGAUCUCAUGUGCAGAUGUUGGCAUCCUGAGCCCAAGCUACGCCCCAGCUUCGGAGUGCUCCGGUCCCAGCUGGAAAUGAUUCGUGGGAGGAUGUCCACACUCUCUUCCAGUCAAGAUCCUCUCUAUGUCAACAUUGGGAAGGACAAAGAGGCGUCUGCGAGUGACGCUGCCCUGCACGCCUCCUUUGGAAACACGGACGGUGAAGAGACCAUUGCUGGGGCGGCUGCUGCUGUCACAAGUGACUAUCGCUACAUCAUGAGCCCCUUGUGCCUUGGAGAUGAUGCCGAGGGUGAAAGGCAUCCAGAUGGGCAGGAAGGGGAGGACAAAAGCCUUCUGUAUGAGCUGGAGACAGAAGGAGAGAAAAGUUGUUAGCCUGUACAUAGCAGUGACACUCUGCUUCCCUGGGACGGGAUAUGUGCAGCCGCAGUGCCGUGUCACCUGGGGCUCUGAUGCCGGAUCUGGAAUGGCUUUGAACAGCACUGGCCAGAGCUCUUGGGCAGCUUUUGCAGCUUUCACCACCUGUGUGGGCUGCAGUGGCAGACGGCUUGGAAGGACCACAACCCCAGCAUCCCCUUGGAUUUGGGGAGGGGGGGAAUAGGGUUACAGGUUGAUCGCAUCCCGCUGAAAGGAGUUCAAAGUUAAGGCGGGCUCCUUCUCACUGACUGCUGGAGUAGAGCUGAAUACGCCUUCUGUUCAGUCAGUGCUUGCUCUUGUGUAGAUGUUGUCUUCAAUCCUGGCUGCGUGACUUCGGGACUGGUACGUCUGAAAACACUAGUGGGUAUUUACACUAUCAUUCAGGACAAGAGGGCAAAAUUCCUCUUGUGUUCACUCAGCAGUACUGCCUAGACUUGUUGCCUACCUCAGUGGUUCUCAAACUGAUCUGCAGAUCUGCUUCUACCCAGCACUGAAUUCGAACAUCUGGCUUAUUUCAUGCAGUGACACUUGCUGCUUCCUCAGUCCGGGGCCCUUUUAAGAGUUUCAGACAUUUUGGUGAGCGAUGAAAUUAGAAAAAAUGAAAAUCCAGCAUCCCUCUUCACCCCACAUACCUCUUUUAUGUCUUUCUUUUUCUUCUGUUUGAUGCCAAUUCAGGCCUGACCAGACUUGCAGCUGGCAUUUAAAUGCGAAGGGAGGGAGAGCAGCUGGCAUGUGUGAGGACAGAAUCCAACUUCAAAGGGAUGGAAAGGAAACAGUGUAGAGAGGACUUAACAGCAGUAUGGGGAAACAGUGCUAAUUAAUGCUAAGUGCUGCCCUCCAGGAGAGGAAAGAGGCAGCUUAGCUACAGAAUGGCAGACUUGCUUCAGUUUCAGUGGGAGCAGGAAUCAGCAUUUGCUUUAAAAUAGGAUUCAUUUAAUCUUUCUCUUUAACAGUCCUAUGACUUUUUCAAAUAACCAAGUGCUGUAGCUGCUGUAGUGAAGGUGUGAAAUCGGUUUUGGGAAGGUGUGUGUGUUGGGGGGAAGGGAUCAACUGGGAGAUCUCUUUCUGAAGAGAGAGCCCUCGUGAUGAAAAAGCUUGAGAACCACUGGCCUUCCUAUUUAGGAGGUCUUCUGGCACGCUGUAAAAGUCACAUCAGAACAUAGACUAGUAUCACUGCAGCCUUCCAGACAGGGCAAAAUUAAUGGUUUUGCUCUUCGGGUUUUGUUUUGUUUUCCAGUCAGCAUGUCUGACUCACUAUAACUGCAAGCGCUUGUGUGGUUUUUAAUAAUUUAAUAUUUUACUGUAAAUCAGCAUUUGUUUUGUGCAGUGGUUCCCAGCAAGGAAGUGCAGUUACAUCUGACUCUACUUAUCCUAAAUAUUUGCUAGAUCUUAAUUUCUUUUAUUUCCAGUGCGCUGAAAACUCGGCAGUAUCACAAGACUUAGGAUUCCACAUUGUUCUUCCUCAGAAACGAAUACCACAAAUGUCAUCAUUUGCUGAGUUGGCAAAGGUGGGACCAAUAAGUCAAAUGAAAUUGCAGACUUGGUAUCAGAACACUCCACCCUUCAAUGCCCAGUAUUUGCUUAUUGUAAGGUUCAGAGCUAACUACAAAAUUCAGGUCCAGUUUCAGCCCUUAGUGAGAACACUUCCUAGGGAAGGGGAGUUUCAGUCUGGGGCUUGGGCAGGGAUCCUUUCUGUAAAGUUUCCUACUGAACAGCAAUGUCCUACAGAUGUCUCCAGUAGUUCAGUACAGUUUCUCAGUCACAGAUACAAACUGCUCCAUCCUAUACCCCAGGCAGUACAGGGUUUUCUCUUCAUUUAGCUGGAAUGCUGUAAAUGCAGGUGAGAAGAUAACACCUAACAAAUGGUAACAAAAACCUGUGCGGUGCACAUUUGCAGUGAGGGCAGAAAGCUAUGCUCCCUGCAGCUGCCUGGGAAGCGCAGAUGUACAUAUAGAUUCUAACUUUGGGAAGCAUGUCUUUAGUUUUUAUGCAUUUUUUUAAUAAUAAAACAUGUACUGUG
This is a messenger RNA of Harpia harpyja (harpy eagle), 6492 nucleotides long. It is a transcript of the gene TYRO3, whose product is annotated as TYRO3 protein tyrosine kinase. Gene Ontology annotation, biological process: positive regulation of kinase activity; multicellular organism development; nervous system development. Gene Ontology annotation, cellular component: signaling receptor complex. Bases 2247 to 4430 code for a protein of 727 amino acids. Gene Ontology annotation, molecular function: ATP binding; transmembrane receptor protein tyrosine kinase activity; protein binding. The record is from RefSeq and is a predicted model, not a curated record. The transcript has 19 exons. NCBI's taxonomy places the organism in Eukaryota, Metazoa, Chordata, Aves, Accipitriformes, Accipitridae.